UUUCCAAACGACACUCAUUCAGAUACAACACGGAACUAAAAACAAACAAACUGGUCUGAAGAUAAAUUUUAACAAAUCUUACAAAUAGGGCUUCGACCAUUUCGUUGUAAAUGCAAUCAGCUAAAAAGUAUUAAAAAUUUUAAGUUUAAUUGGUUAGAUGCGUUUUAGCCAUGACUUCGUUAAAAUCGGUUUUUAUGGUAACGAUAUUUCUGAUUUGCGGCUGUCUGGCAAAAGAGUAUAAUGUGUUCUGUCAAUAUGAUUUGGCAUCUUACUACUUCAAAGAGCGCAGUCAGUUCUUUGACUGGAACAUGGACUCCAGGCUUUGUACCCAUUUGGUAGUGGGUUCUGGCAUAGGUGUGGAUGGAGAUACGGGUAAAUUGAAGAUUACUGACAAGCCUCUGCUGCUGGGUAAGAACAUGCUAAGCAGUGUCAAAAACAUGAAGGUCGAUAGCAUAAAGAAGGUUUUGUUCACUGUCGGAGGAUGGAAAGAGGAGUCCAGUCACUUUUCAAGAAUGGUGGCCGCCCCCAACAUGAGAAACAACUUCUAUACUUCAGUGAUCGAUUUCAUGACCAAGUGGGGAUUUGAUGGUGUCCAGAUUGACUGGCGCUAUCCCACUCAGCAAGGUGGAUAUCCAGAGGAUCGGAAGAACUUUGUGCUCUUUCUAGAGAAACUGAGUUUAAUCCUUCGUGAACACAAGUUCAUCCUUAUGGUGGCAGUAUCAGGAAGAACAAACAAGCGCACUUUGGAGAGCUACAACAUCCCAGAUAUAGUAAAGAAUUCCGAUUUUGUUCAUCUAAUGAUGCACGAUGAAAGGGAUCCGUACCGCAACCGUUUGGUUUACAAUGCUCCGCUUAAUGGAGACAAUAGUGUAAGUGAUGCCAUCAAACACUGGAAAACUCAUGGAAUGGCGCCAGAAAAACUUAUCCUGGGUAUUCCACUCUUCGUUCGGUCGUUCACCAUGGAUAAUAAUCAGACGGAGGUGGGAUCCCCCUGCAAAGGACCAGGCUUGCGGACGAAGUUAUCCCACCGGCCGGGCUUUAUGACCUACAACGAGUUUUGUGUGAAGGAGUCCAACUGGAUCAGAAGGUUCGACCAGGUGGCCAAGGUGCCUUAUGCCAUGAAGGGUGAUCAAUGGGUGAGCUACGAGAACGGACAAAGCAUUUGGGCCAAGAUGCACCUGCUGCAGAAGCAGAAAUUGGGCGGAGCCAUUGCGUGGACCAUCGAUGUGGACGACUUUCAUGGCAAUUGUGGCGAACGUCAUGGAUUGCUCCACGUUAUCUUCGCCGCCUUAGGAGACAAGAAUGCCCUUACAACCGAAGAACCAACAACUGAAGCCUCUGGACUUUGUCCACAAGAUGGAUUCUGGCGCAAUGGAUGGGAUUGCCGGUUAUACCACGAGUGCAACGACGGGGAAAGGAUCUACUAUGAGUGCGAGGAGGGUCAGUACUUCGAUGAGGAACAACUCAUUUGCCGUCCCGCCAAGGAGGUCAAAUGCGAUCAGAACUUUGUCAUCUGGCGACCAGGCAUGCCCGUUUACAGCUUAAAAAAUAUGCCGAUAAAUUUGAAAAUCGUUGACUAGCUCCAAAGAAAUACAAAGACGUGGAGUACAUUUUGUUAAAAAAAUAAAUAUUAGCAGUUUACUGAUCCAGAGUA
This is a messenger RNA of Drosophila ficusphila, 1654 nucleotides long. Its product is annotated as chitinase-like protein 3. Gene Ontology annotation, biological process: carbohydrate metabolic process; chitin catabolic process. The record is from RefSeq and is a predicted model, not a curated record. NCBI's taxonomy places the organism in Eukaryota, Metazoa, Arthropoda, Insecta, Diptera, Drosophilidae. Gene Ontology annotation, cellular component: extracellular region. The coding region runs from base 171 to 1580 and encodes 469 amino acids. The transcript has 4 exons. Gene Ontology annotation, molecular function: chitin binding; chitinase activity.